Molecule: messenger RNA, 745 nt
Organism: Cydia fagiglandana
Lineage: Eukaryota; Metazoa; Arthropoda; Insecta; Lepidoptera; Tortricidae
Gene: HSPC300
Product: probable protein BRICK1-B
Exons: 3
Coding region: 88-318 (76 amino acids)
Biological process (GO): actin filament organization; cell motility; regulation of actin polymerization or depolymerization
Cellular component (GO): SCAR complex
Molecular function (GO): protein-containing complex binding
Source: RefSeq, a predicted model, not a curated record
UAUUCGGUUAGUAUAUCCUAUUGGGUGUGUUGUAUACUUUGUUGUCUCGCAAAUAUUUUGAUAAAAUAUCCCCUAAAAUAAGUUAAAAUGGCUACGCCGCCACGGGAAACUAUUCAGAAGCAAAUUCAGCAAGACUGGGCCAACAGAGAAUACAUUGAAGUCAUUACGGGGAGCAUAAAAAAGAUAACAGACUUCCUCAAUUCCUUCGAUAUGUCUUGUAGAUCACGCCUAGCUACGUUAAAUGAGAAAUUGACAUCUUUGGAGAGAAAAAUUGAUUACUUGGAGGCCUGCGUCACAAAAGGGGAAACAUUAACAUAAUAGUAAUUUAGGUUUAAUACUAGUGUAAUAUGUAACCUAACUCAUAACUAUGUCACAGUGUAACCCUACAGUAUAAGAUAUACAUACAGCCAGCAGUAGAAGUUACUAAGUGGGCGAGCUGUUCAAAAUUACCUUGACACUCUUAUUCUCUUAACAAUAUAGUUAUGUCAAGAUCAUUUUUAACACCUGGCCCGCUUGGCAACUUCUGCUGCUAUGUGUAGAAAUAAUUAUAUUUUAAAAAUAAAAAUACCUUUGUUUGUUAACAAUAGGUGUAAUACUGAUCUGUGAAGCUGAUUGAUACGUAAUUUGAUAUAUGUAAGUGCAUAACUUAUGUAAUAUAAAAAUAGAAAAAAAAAACAAUGAUAAGUUAAAAUUUAUGGUAUCAAAUAUUUACCAGGCCCCAAUUUCACAUCGGUGACAGGUGCGA